AUGUAAUGACGUCUAAUAAUCCGUGAGAUAAAUAAUGUUAUAAGUUAUUAUGUGGCCUCGUCACCGUAAAACAAACGUGACGUCGAAGUCACACAACAUAUAUCUUGGGCCGGUCUUAUUAUUGUGUGUAUCAACGCACGUUUCAUAUAUCUCGGUAGUAGGUAUUGACGAUCAUAACAGUAACCAUUAUGAGUGCGUUGAUCGGUUACUCGCGUUGUUUCUUGACAAUAAUAUUGAUAUUGCGGCCAAUAACCCAAUGUUUCUCGCAACAAGCUCCGAAGAAACAACCUCACAUUAUACUUAUUGUAGCAGAUGAUUUAGGUUGGAAUGAUGUAGGAUUUCACGGAUCAGUUCAAAUACCAACACCAAAUAUAGAUGCUUUAGCUUAUAAUGGAGUAAUAUUGAAUCGUCAUUAUGUCCAACCAACAUGUACUCCUUCGAGAGCUGCAUUAUUAACAGGAAAAUAUCCAAUACGAUACGGGCUUCAGGGUACUCCUAUUAUUGCAGGCCAACCUUUAGCAUUACCAAUAACUGAGAAAAUUUUACCUCAGUAUUUAAAAGAUUUGGGAUAUGCAACUCAUUUAGUAGGAAAAUGGCAUUUAGGAUCUUAUGAAAGACGAUUUACUCCCACUGAACGAGGGUUUGAUACCCAUUUUGGGUAUUGGAAUGGAUUUAUAAGUUACAGAAACAGCACUCAUAGUACUAAUAAAUUUAGUGGAAAAGAUGCUCGACGUGGAUUCAAACGAGCUGGCAAUGAAAUGAGUGACAAAUACGCUACUGAACUUUUCACAGAAGAAGCAUCAAAAGUUAUUGAAUCACAAAAAAAUCAAGAAAAACCUAUGUUUCUUAUGAUUAGUCAUUUAGCCGUACAUACUGGAGAUCCUGGGCCUAAUCUUCUAGAAGUUUCCAAUAAAACAUACAAUAAUGAAAUAUUCAAGUAUAUUAAAAAUGAAGAUAGAAGACUUUUUGCCGGUAUGAUGAAAUCUUUGGAUGACUCAGUUGGCAGUAUUAUUAAGUCUCUAGAUAAUAACGGAUUACUUGAAGAUAGUAUUGUUUUGUUCAUCGCAGAUAAUGGUGCUCCAGCUGACGAUCCAAUUUGGGGCUAUGGAAAUUCUGGUUCUAAUUGGCCACUGAGAGGGGAAAAAGGAGCUGUACUUGAAGGUGGUGUGCGUGGAGUGGCUGCUUUUUGGAGUCCAUGGUUGAAAAAGAAAAGUAGAGUGUCUGAAAACACUUUUCAUAUUACAGAUUGGUUGCCGACAUUAUAUGCAGCAGCAGGUGGUAAUUUUGAAGAUUUAGGUAGAAUCGAUGGUAUUGAUCAAUGGAAUAGUUUAACGGAAUCAUCAAAAGUUUUGAGACACUUGACUUUAAUAAACAUUGAUGAAAUUAGAGGAGAAGAAGCGUUGGUUUUUAACCAAUGGAAAAUCGUAAAAAGUAAUCGUACUAGUGAUAUUGUAUACUUUCUCAGAUACAGUGGUGACCCUGGUGAUACUGGGCCUGAAUAUGACAUGGAUAUUGUUAUGGCCAGCAGUGUUGGAUCUCAUCUAUCUAAAAUUAAUUGUAAAAUUACAAAAGAAGAAUGCAUGGACUCAGUUACCUCAAGUCAGCUCUUUUAUAACAUCCGAUCUCAAGCUAGAGUACACGAUAAGUGUUCCGAGCGUAUUCAAAAUCCAAGCGAGCACUAUGAAUGUUUCGAUGAUUACUGUUUAUUCGAUAUAGAAAAUGACCCAUGUGAAUACACCAAUGUAGCAAAAAAACACCCUCAACUUUUAAGUAUGUUUUUAGACAUGAUGUCUCAAUUUAAAGUAGAAAUAAUAAAACAAAAAAUACCCACUAUCGAUUCAAAAUCUGAUCCAAAAAAUUUUAACGGAUAUUGGGAAACAUGGACAGAUUAUGGAGGAUCAACAGAAAAUAAAUCAAAUUUACCUGUGUUCGUUUUAGGAACGUUAUUUGGUGUAGCAGAGGUAUUGAUUUACAUGGCUAUUCUAUUUUAACUUAUAACAAUUCUAUUUACAAAUCUAUCAAACCACACAACAAUUGUAGCAAAAGUAAUAAUUGGAACACUUUUUAAAAUAAAUUUAAGAAUAUUAUAAUAGUCUUGUACACUAUUUAUUACAUUUAUAAUUGUUAUGUACAUUAAUUUACAAUGAUUUAAUUUUUAAUUUUACAUAAUUACAUAAAAAUUUUACAAACAAAAAACAAAAUUAAUUGUUUAUAAAAAAAGUAAUAAAAUAAUUUUUACACUUUAUUAAACUAAAUUUAAAAAAAUACAAUAAUUUUUUUUAUUUAAAAAAUCAUGUGAUUAAAAUUUUUUUUUUAUGUUAUAAAGCUAGAAAUUUUAUGUAUUUGAAUCAUUUAUAAGUUACACUAAUGAAACACGAGUCGAUGACCAAUUCAAUAGAGGUGGACAAUUUGUGAAGCUUAGCUCAUAUUUAAUAUUAAGAGAAUUAAAUUCCUUCACCUACGAUAA
Daktulosphaira vitifoliae (grape phylloxera) is the source of this 2467-nucleotide messenger RNA. Its product is annotated as arylsulfatase B-like. Lineage: Eukaryota; Metazoa; Arthropoda; Insecta; Hemiptera; Phylloxeridae. Bases 189 to 1991 code for a protein of 600 amino acids. The transcript has 10 exons. The record is from RefSeq and is a predicted model, not a curated record.